AUGUCUGACAUGACUAACGCAGCUUGGCCCCUUGCCGACCAAGCCAUGACCCAGACCAUUCUGGACCUUGUCCAGCAAGCCUCUCAUUACCGCCAGUUGAAGAAGGGCGCCAACGAAGCCACCAAGACCCUGAACCGCGGCACCUCCGAGAUUGUGAUUCUCGCUGCUGACACUACCCCAUUGGCGAUUCUUCUUCACCUGCCGCUCCUCGCUGAGGAUAAGAACGUGCCGUACGUAUACGUGCCCAGUAAAAUGGCCCUAGGCCGUGCAUGCGGUGUCAGCCGUGCUGUCAUCGCGGCCAGCAUAACCACCAACGAAGCCAGCGAUCUGAAUGCGCAGAUUCAGACCUUGAAGGUGAACGUGGAGAGGUUGAUGAUUUAA
This is a messenger RNA of Histoplasma mississippiense, 381 nucleotides long. RefSeq names its product small nucleolar ribonucleoprotein SNU13. Lineage: Eukaryota; Fungi; Ascomycota; Eurotiomycetes; Onygenales; Ajellomycetaceae. Gene Ontology annotation, cellular component: precatalytic spliceosome; U4/U6 x U5 tri-snRNP complex; small-subunit processome. The record is from RefSeq and is a predicted model, not a curated record. Gene Ontology annotation, molecular function: RNA binding. Gene Ontology annotation, biological process: ribosome biogenesis; maturation of SSU-rRNA; mRNA splicing, via spliceosome. The coding region runs from base 1 to 381 and encodes 126 amino acids. The transcript is spliced from 3 exons.